CAUGAAGCUAUCGUCGAUUCUUCUUUGCGCCAUUCACCACUCAACCUUGAACACUAAGAGAUUGACUUUCUUACUGAUUUUUGGCAAACGGCAACGAGCUUAUCGAAACUUCUAAUUGUCCUUCUACUUCCAACUCUAUACCCAAUUUGUUUUUUGUCAUUCCAAUACCGUCAUCAUGUCGUCGUCCACAACUGGCGGUGUUUCUCUCAACCCUGAGGUGAAGUCCAAGAAGGACAAGAACCUGAAGCGCAAGCAAGACAAGUCAACCAAGCUUGAGCAGCGCAAGAAGAAGCGUUCCGCCAAAGCAGAGAAGCGAGCCGUCAAGGCUGCCGGUGCCGUCAGUACUGAGCCCAAGGAGGUCGUUGGUGGCAAGCCCCGAAAGUCAAAGACCGUGGCAAAGAAAACCGUCAAUGCUUCCAAGCGCAAGGAAAAGCUAAAGGCUCGUGCCGAAAAGCUUCAGGAAAAGGCAAACUUGUUGUUGGCCGAGGCCAAGAAAGCCGCUGCCCAGUAUCAAGCACUUCUUGACGCCGAGAAAACCGCCAACGAGUCCAAGUCUGAGCAGGACGACGAUACCUCUUCUGAUUCCGAUAGUUCAGAUUCUGGUUCCGAUAGCUCAUCUGAGGAUGAGGGAGGUGCUCCAGUGGCCAAGCAGCCGACCGAAGUUCCUACAAACAUCCCAGCCGACGAGGUCGUGAUGAAGCACCGCCGACUGAGCAACGCCACUUCCGAACGAAGCCAUGUUUCCGCCGCCGAUAUCUCCCCCGAGGCAAAGGAAGAGCCCAAGGAAUCCAAGAAGGAGAAGAAAAGCAAGAAGGGGAAAAAAGUGAGACUCGUCGAGCCUGAGAAGGCAGAGGAAGAGGCUGUCGAAUCUGAGGCUGAGGUUGAGGAUCCCAAGGCAUCUGACAAGAAGGCCAAGAAGGCCGAGAAGAAGAGGAAGCGAGCCGAGACCAAGGACAAGAAGGAAAAGGAGCCCGAGUCUGCAGCUCAGGCUGAACAAUGGCAAGUCGACGAUCUCGAGGGAGGCUCUGCUCGACAGGCCAAGUUUCUCCGACUUUUGGGUGGAAAGAAGGCUGGUGCUAGUGUUGCCGCUUCCCAUAACACCAAGGGCGCAUCCGACUCGACCAAGGCCGAGGCUGACAUCCAGAAGCAGUUCGAGGCUGGUAUGAAGAUGAAGAACGAUGGUGGCAGCAAGCGUCGUGGUCUUGGUGCAUAGUUGUGUGACGCAAAGUAUGUGUUUCGUGUUGGCAUUCGCAUUUGAAGCUCGUGGCUUCGCACAAGCUCUCCCUAUAUAAAGAAAGGGCUGUUAUUUUAAUUCACGGUUCACGGCAUGGCGUCAGGUAGACAAAAAGCAAAGAAAUAAACCCUCUUGUUUUGUUCUUCGAAAAGAAGUCGAUUUAUGUUGAUUCCAGAUUGCGCCUGUUCUCCCUAAGUCGAGUUCCUGUGAAUUCAAUACAGGUUCCCCCAUGGCGAAAUACAAUUAUAUGUGCCCUUCCACCCUUUCAGCUUCUUUGAACGAUGGACUGGUGCCCCAUGCUUGUCCAUAGCUUUUAGAUGGCUCGCAGACCCUUACUCUCCCAGAUAUAAAAAAAUGCAGUACCAUCGCUAAGAGCGAGGUCUGGUAAGGGUAUUCGUUUUGGUUGUUGUUUGUGUUUAUGUUGUUAUAGUAUAGAAAGGUUCAAUUGGUGGGAGCUUAACCGAAGAAUCGGGAGAUCCCCUCGAAGACGAGACCACCAAAGAUGACGAACCCAAGGAUAGCUGCAGUGGCAAAUUGUUAGUAAAGCCCAGCUCUU
Molecule: messenger RNA, 1790 nt
Organism: Fusarium odoratissimum NRRL 54006
Lineage: Eukaryota; Fungi; Ascomycota; Sordariomycetes; Hypocreales; Nectriaceae
Exons: 3
Coding region: 176-1213 (345 amino acids)
Source: RefSeq, a predicted model, not a curated record